GACCGUCUCAGCCGAGUGCUUGUUGGUAGGAACCCGCUUGGCGUCGGGUCUGUGGAGGUUUGGGGGUGCUCUGGCUGUAACUGAAGCAGGCGUCGGGGAGAGUCCAUAGGAGAGAAGGCGCCAUGGACGAUCAGGGCUGCCCCCGGUGUAAGACCACUAAAUACCGGAACCCCUCCUUGAAGCUGAUGGUGAAUGUGUGCGGACACACGCUAUGUGAAAGCUGUGUGGAUUUACUGUUUAUGAGAGGAGCUGGAAACUGUCCUGAAUGUGGCACUCCACUUAGAAAGAGCAACUUCAGGGUACAACUCUUUGAAGAUCCUACUGUGGACAAGGAGGUUGAGAUUCGAAAAAAAGUCCUAAAAAUAUACAAUAAAAGAGAAGAAGACUUUCCUAGUCUAAGAGAAUAUAAUGAUUUCCUGGAAGAAGUGGAAGAAAUUGUUUUCAACUUGACCAACAAUGUGGAUUUGGACAACACCAAAAAGAAAAUGGAGAUGUACCAGAAGGAAAAUAAAGAUGUCAUUCAGAAAAAUAAGUUAAAGCUGACUCGGGAACAGGAGGAAUUGGAAGAAGCUUUAGAGGUAGAAAGACAGGAAAAUGAACAAAGAAGACUGUUCAUACAAAAAGAAGAACAACGGCAGCAGAUUCUCAAAAGGAAGAAUAAGCAGGCUUUUUUAGAUGAACUGGAGAGUUCUGAUCUCCCUGUUGCUCUGCUUUUGGCUCAGCAUAAAGAUAGAUCUACCCAGUUGGAAAUGCAACUUGAGAAACCUAAACCUAUAAAACCAGUGACAUUUUCCACAGGCAUCAAAAUGGGUCAGCAUAUUUCAUUAGCACCUAUUCAAAAGCUUGAAGAAGCUCUAUAUGAAUACCAACCACUGCAGAUCGAGACAUGUGGACCGCAAGUUCCUGAGCUUGAGAUGUUAGGAAGACUUGGGUAUUUAAACCAUGUCAGAGCUGCCUCUCCACAGGACCUUGCUGGAGGCUAUACUUCUUCUCUUGCUUGUCACAGAGCACUACAGGAUGCAUUCAGCGGGCUUUUCUGGCAGCCCAGUUAACCUUUAUUUCUCCUUUAUAAGAUUUGGACCUAGGAGCUGAACCAGGGAGCUAGCAAAAGAAAAGCAGACGUGUAAAAAUAUAGCCAUGUGCAGCUGCCCAGCAGCAGUACUCCCACUAGCAGCUGUGUUAAAGUAUUUAUAAGAGAAAAUUUCAGAACUAAGUUGAGCAAUACGGUGGAUAAAUAUAUGUGAAAAAGAUUUAUUUUUUACUUAUAUUUUUCUGAGAGGGAUUGAAGCUGUAAACUUUAUCUGAUGGAAGAUAUGAAUAAUUCACCUAUGUAUGCUUGAGGUUGACAGACUUGUAAAAUCUUUUUAAAAAUAAAGCUAGACUUUAUAUUAA
This is a messenger RNA of Lontra canadensis (Northern American river otter), 1392 nucleotides long. It is a transcript of the gene MNAT1, whose product is annotated as MNAT1 component of CDK activating kinase. The record is from RefSeq and is a predicted model, not a curated record. Gene Ontology annotation, biological process: regulation of transcription by RNA polymerase II; nucleotide-excision repair; positive regulation of cyclin-dependent protein serine/threonine kinase activity. Gene Ontology annotation, molecular function: cyclin-dependent protein serine/threonine kinase activator activity. The coding region runs from base 123 to 1052 and encodes 309 amino acids. The transcript is spliced from 8 exons. Gene Ontology annotation, cellular component: transcription factor TFIIH holo complex. Lineage: Eukaryota; Metazoa; Chordata; Mammalia; Carnivora; Mustelidae.